Messenger RNA from Paramecium tetraurelia, 1817 nucleotides. RefSeq lists its product as uncharacterized. The record is from RefSeq and is a predicted model, not a curated record. Gene Ontology annotation, molecular function: Hsp90 protein binding. NCBI's taxonomy places the organism in Eukaryota, Ciliophora, Oligohymenophorea, Peniculida, Parameciidae. The transcript has 3 exons.
AUGUCCACAGCAUAAUAAUUUAAAGAUCUUGGCAAUUAAGCUUUCAAAGAAAAUAAAUUUGAAGAGGCAGCUAAGUUUUAUUCAUAAGCCAUCGAGUUGAAUCCAAAUGAUCACAUUCUCUACAGCAAUAGAUCAGGAUCAUAUGCUUCCCUCUCCAAAUAUUAAGAAGCUUUAACAGAUGCCGACAAAUGUAUUUCUAUUAAUCCAAAUUUCGCAAAAGGCUACCAGAGAAAGGGAUUGGCCCUUCAUUAUCUUGGAGAAUUCGAAAAAGCCAUCGAAGCCUAUCAACAAGGUUUAGCCAAAGAUCCUAGCAACUCUUUGCUCUAAGAGGGCUUAAAGUCUGCUUAGACUGAAUUGCAAGGCACACAGAACAACCCAUUUGCUUCUGCUUUGAAAAAUCCCAACAUUUUAAAACUUCUAGGCAUUCUCUAGAAAGAUCCAAGAACAUCUGCAUUUGCUUCAGAUCCCACAUUUAUGUAAUUGAUUGGUUUAAUGAUCUCUUAACCAUAAAUGGCCAGUUAAUUCAUGUAGACUGAUCCAAGAAUCUCUACUGCUUUAUCUGUAAUAUUGGAGAAUCCUGAAGCAUAAGCCAUUUUCUUCUCCGAAUUUGCUGGAAAAGUGAAAAAACCAGAUGGUGAAAAAAAAGAUCAUCCUCAACAACAAUCUUAACAUAUGGAAGAGGAACAACCUCAACCAUAGCAAGAAUAACAUCAUCACACUCAUACUGACUAACAUCAUCAAGCUCAUACUGAGUAACAUCAUCAAACUCAUACUGAACAACCUUAAUAAAAACAACAUCAUUAACCACCUCCAAAACCAUAGCCCCAACUUGAAGAAUGGGAAGUUCAAAAAAAUUUGGGAAACGACGAAUAUAAGAAUAAGAAUUUCGAGAAAGCUCUCCAAUAUUACAAUGCUGCUCUUGAGUUGAAUAAGGAAGAAGCCUUGUUAUAUAAUAACAAAGCUGCUGUCUUUAUUGAACAAAAACUGUAUGAUUAAGCAUUAGAAUCCAUUGAAGAAGGACUCAAAGUUUUGGAAGUACAUAGCAGUUUCUAGAAGAAAGCCAAAUUGUUAGCUAGAAAGGCUAAAGUGCUUUCUUUGUAAAAUAAGGUUGAUGAAGCCAUUCAAAUUUAUGAAAAAUCAUUAGUGGAAGAUCAUGUCCAAUCAGUAAAAGAUGAGUUGAAGAAAUUAUAAAAAAUGAAGUAAGAUCUUGAAGCAUAAAAUUACAUCAAUCCUUAAUUAGGAGAGGAAGCAAAUACUAGAGGAGGUGAUGCAUUUAAGGCAGGAAAAUUCCCAGAUGCCAUUCAAUGUUACAGUGAUGCUAUUAAGAGAAAUCCAAAGGAACCUAAAUAUUAUUGCAAUAGAGCAACUGCAUAUAUGAAAUUGAUGGAAUUUCCUAAUGCUGUUUCAGACCUUGAGAAAUGCUUAUCAUUAGAUUCAAAAUAUGUUAAGGCCUAUGUGAAGAAAGCCAAUUGUCAUUUUGUCAUGAAAGAAUUCCAUAAAGCCAAAACUGUUUAUGAAAAAGGGUUAGAACUUGAGCCUAAUAAUGUGGAAAUGUAGUAAGGUCUUGAAAAAGUCAGAUUUUCAAUUAUGCAAGGAAGUGGAUCAGAAGAAGAGUAAUAAUAAAGAGCUAAAAGAGCUAUGCAAGACCCAGAAAUUCAGUAGAUUCUUCGAGAACCAGAGGUUAUCAAUCUCUUGAAUGACAUGAAAGAUCAUCCUUAGGAUGGAUUAAAAGCGAUAAAAUCGAAUCCUUCAUUAGCAGCCAAAAUUGAAAAGUUAAUUGAGGCUGGAGUUCUAAAAACAGGUUGAUAUUUCUAUAA